AUGUUAUCCUUUCUUUUUUUAUUUUGUGGUGUGAUAGUUUUUAAUAAAGCUAAUGUAGAUGAUGUUGAUGUGAACAAUGAGGCUGAAGUUGAUACCAAUGUAGCUAAAGAUGAUGUGGACAAUAAUGUUGAAGCUGAUAUAGUCGAUAUUCUAUAUUCUUUAGAGCAUUGCAAA
Molecule: messenger RNA, 174 nt
Organism: Dentiscutata heterogama
Lineage: Eukaryota; Fungi; Glomeromycota; Glomeromycetes; Diversisporales; Gigasporaceae
Source: the annotation of a GenBank genome assembly